CUAAACUCAAAUAAUAAUAUUUACUUAGGUAUAAGAGUCAACUAUUGCGUAAUCUGAAUAAUAUUUGAUCUAAAUAUUGUAUGAAUUCCUCACACCCAUCGAAUAAUUCUCCUCAAAAACAACUAUUAACCAAGUAAAUCAAAGCGGCCUCAAUUCAAACAUGAAAAUGAAAAAAAAAAGGAAAACAGCCAAGGCUAUGACCUAGAAAUAGUUUUGGUAACAAAAAUUUUGUUCGUCAUUCUUGCAUGUCCAUAAGGAUCCAGAAUAUACAUAGCUCAUUUAGUGUUUGCGGUCUGGUCUGGUCAUUGAAUGUGUAUAUACUCCUGCCCCGAUAGUCUUGUACUUAUUCCAAUAAAAGUCUAUAUAUCUGGUGUUUGAUGUUGUUUCCAAGUCCAACAUUUAUAUUUAGGACAGCUCAUUUGCAUAAUAUGCAUAAUUGAGAUCUAGGGCAUCGCGUUAAAGAAAAUCGAAAGUUUCGACUCGACCCUUUCGAAAAAGAAAUGAAAACGUUGUUGCUUAGAAUAUAGGUAGGUGUUAUACUGUUGACCAACACAAUGGAUGAAAAAAAAUCCUUUCUAUGGAGUAGAGCACGCGCGAACUUACUCAAUGAACACACUAACAUAUAACGAGGACUCUUACUAAGUAAACUGGAAAUAUAGAAAAGAAAAUGCUCAAGGAAUCGUAACAUGUUUUGCCUCUGGCCAGUGAUGUACCUACUUGCAAUGCAAGGAUUCAUUCGAACGAACAAGUGAAAGUAAGAGCUGACUGCUGCUACUGACUAGUGACUGCCCAUCCGAGAGGAUUUAAGUUUUCAUGUGGAUAAUAAACGAAAACAAAACUAGUGAAUAUUCAAGAGUUUUGUUGAGAAGUUGUGCCUAAUCUCCUGGUCCUAAAUAAAUAUCCCGAACAAAUCCGUCAGCGUGACAACAGCAACAAGAGCGUUCUUCACUAUUGCACAGGACAAUCGGACCUCGUGGCUGCCGCAAGUGUUGCCGUCGCAGCUCCAGAUCUUCUGGAGUCUGCCGACGAGGAUGGGUUUACACCGCUUCACUUAGCUGUUAUUCAGGGUAACUUGGCUAUGGUCAAUUUACUUCUAGCGAACAAAGCUGAUGUGAAUGCGGUCGACAAUGAAGGACAUUCUGUUGUCCACUGGGCAACUGUUUGCGGUGAAGUUGAAGCAUUGAGAUCUGUUUUACAAGCAGGAGCCAAUGUCAAAACGCCAGAUAUUAAUGGAGGAAGUCCUCUGCACUACGCAGCCCAAAUGUGUGGAGCAAACUAUGAAAGCAAAUUGGGUUCAGCAACUUCAUCCAAACUAGCCUUUGAAAUAUUAGACAUUCUGUUAUCGCAUCCGCAGUCUUCGGUAGACAUCACCGACAAAGAUGGACGGAAGCCAUUGCUUUGGGCAGCAUCAGCUGGUUCGGCAAAGGCUGUCAUAGCUCUUGUCAAAGCCGGCUCAAGGGUGGAAAGUGCUGACAAAGAUGGCCUUACAGCACUCCACUGUGCUGCUUCUCGAGGGCACACUGAGUGCAUAGAUACAUUAAUCAGCUUGUGCGGUGCACCAACAGACCUGAUCGAUUCUAAUGGCUGCACAGCUCUUCACUAUGCAGUAACUCUUGGACAUGCAGAUGCCACAUCCCGGCUUUUAGACCUUGAAGCUGAUCCGAAUCGUCAAGAUAGAAAAGGUCGUACUCCCGCCCAUUGUGGUUGCUCUAAGGGUCAGCUAGAAACAGUCAAACUUUUGAAAGAAUGGGGCGCCAAUCUUUGGUUGAGAAAUGCAAAGGGGGACCUGCCGCUUCAUGAAGCUGCAUCAUCUGGUCGCAGAGAGUUAGUUGAGUGGUUCUUGGAACAAAAACCCAAGCAAGUCAAUACAACUAGCAACGAUGGUCGCAGUCUUUUGCAUAUUGCCGCUUCCAAUGACAAUACCGAUAUUUGUAAGCUCCUUCUUGACUAUGGCGCUGAUGUCAACAGCAUUUUGAGAAAUUCCAGAGGAGUUUCUAUCACUCCACUUGACUGUGCCCUUCAAAAAGGCUACAGGUCAACUGCAAAGUUCCUCCAAUCCAAUGGAGGACUGCCAGCAACUAAACUUCGUCUUUCAGCAAGACGCUCAAAUGCCUUCAAUGAUCAAGAACAAGUUAAACCUCUUAAAUACGUUGAAAAAGAGGAACUUCAAAACAUUAAAGAUUCAAAAAAGUGCAUAGUUUAUUCAAACCGCUCUGAGUCCGAAUCAGGCGGACGCUGCAGCUGCAAGGAGCACAUUUACAAAAAAGAACACACCUACAGUCACACCUGCAGGCAUCACAGAAAACGAUUUCGUCGACGUACCAGCAGCUGUGGAGACCCAAAAAACGUAUGCAGAGAAGACAGCUGCAGCGACAUCUGUCGCUCCAAAAGCAACAUCGAAAUUCACCGGAAGAAAUCCCGGGAGCGCGUCUUCACCAGUGAAAGUGAAGACUCAUGGGAAAACUGUUGCCAUCACCGAAAAAAGCACAAACUGAUGAAACGAAGGGAACGAACCUCACGUAGGACAAGGAGCAUUCAAGAUCUCCGAAAAUACAACGACGGAAAAAAUCAUCAAGAACAAGGGUAUGCAGACACCACACAUCCUGAUGCCAAAUUUACAGCCGAUGCCUCACAAAGACCUUUAUCACGUCCAUCUUCCAAUAAAACAUCAGACAAAAAUAACCCUCAAUCUGCCAAGAAACAGCAAACUGAUGAUAACGUUAAACACAUUCCACCCAUCCAACCAGUAUCCAUGAGCUUGACCGAUGACGAUGGAGAGACUGCGGAGCGGGCUGAGCAGGUGGGAAUCACUCAGGCGGACAUCCAUGCCAGUGCAGAGCCACAAACCACAGACACUCAUCCACUUACAAAUACAUCCGAAACUACUUCCAAAAUUCAGCAGCAACAGAAGGACCUCAACAAAGCUGAAGAAGUUGUGAAUGUUGAAGCUAUUUCAAAAGAAAUAAACAAAGUCUUAGAGACUGCCGCUGCCACCGCAGUAAAAACUGCGGUCGACAACGACGCCACCAAUCAAGAAAAAAAAUCAACUGGCGAUGGUCAUGUAACUGAUAGCACAACAACUGAAAUCCAAAAACCCCAAAAAAUAAUAGAAAACGCCUCUCCAAUUCAACCACUACCACCAGCAGACACAGUAAACGAACAGAAUAAUGAUGAAACUUCUGCAGAUAAACCCAAAGAGGACGAAAAGAAUUCAGCCGAACAAUGCACCAUUCAAUCUGAUUCCUCCAAACCCAAGGAUCCAACUGAAAGCAAUGAAAUUCCAACAUCACAACCCACUACGGAACCCCCAAAAAUUCAAGAAAUUCCGCAACAGUUGGCAUUGGUAUCCGAUAACGAGGGCAAGGAUUCAAAAGGAGGUGUUCGUCCUUCAGAUCAUCCAACAAAAGAAAAGCAAGAAAAUCCUUCUGAUGUCGAAGCACAGGCAAAAGCACAAAAAAAUGCUGCAGCAAUGAAAGGAGAUAAAGUUAGCCUUAACAAUGAGGUAUCACAGCCUAAAAUUGAAAAUAUAGUUUCGAAUGAAGUGGUGGCCACAACUCCACAACAGGCACAACCAGCACAAUUCAGUCAGCCAAUCCAGCCAACAAAACCAAAGCAAUCAAUUCAAUCUCCACCAGGCUCUAUCUCUGCCUCUCCAUCGGCCUCUGCAUCUCCGACAAACGAAACUACGCAAAACAUCCGUGACCAGGAAUCCCGUCGUUCCUUCACCCUGCUCCCUGAUUCACCCAUUGAGGUGGUCGAAGCUCAAUCGCGAAAGAGUAGCUUUCAAGUUUUGAAAAGCGAUGAAUCAGUGGACGUCGAUGAUGUCAUGGAACAACUGAGGGAAUCCGAUGUCAGGACUUUUCAAAUUGUUUCGGACGAACAAGCUAAAUCUGACUUUAAUGGCUGCGACCUAAGCAGCGACGGUGAAGCCGCAAUGGAUGACGAUGAAAACAUUGGUGACAUUGGGGGUGACCUCCCUCCCAGAGAGAGAGCAUUUACACCCCAUACCGCUGCUUCUGUGGCAGUCCAUAAUGGGCACAAUGAGUACAAUAAUGGCAGGAAGCGACGCCUAAAGAAACGCAUUAAAAGCGGUGGCACAAGAGGGCGCAGUUCACUCAAAGUGGCAUCCAGAGCUACAAAAACAAACCACCAGCAUCAUCAUCAGCAUCACCAACAACUCAAUAAAGACCAAGAUUCUGGCUUUGAGCCAAGUCCACGUGCGGCAAACACUAAAAUCCCUACACCCAGGAACACAUACACAGCCCAUGUACCACGAAAAGCCAUCUACACAACUCUGGAUGGCAGAUUUUGCAGCAGCCGCCUCGAGAACCGAAAGCCAGGAGACAAGGGUGCAUGUGAUAUGUCUGCUGUCACCCGUUCAAUUCAAAGGAAUAUCCGCAGAUAUUACAUGGAAAGAAAGAUAUUUCAACAUCUGUUGGAGCUAAAGGGCCUACAAAUACGUUCCAACAAGCUCAACGAAGCUGUCCUGGUGAAGCGUGCUGUUGACGAGUACCACAAAUCAUGCGUUGCCUUAGGGGGUGAGACUGGUACCACUCUGCGACGAUAUUCUUUCAGCGAGUAUACUUUUAAGAAUUUCGAGCUCUUUUUGUAUGAAACACUCAAAACUCUCCAGAGGCCGGGAACAUUUAAUUUUCAAAAUAUAAAUGAUGUCUACGAGGAGGCAGAAAGAAGACUUAGUCCGGACUAUAAUGCUUACGAAAAGGCCUUGCAGUGUACCACAAAAACUCAUAGAUGUUUGCAUGCAGCCCAUGCCUAUACGGGUAUCCCUUGCGCUGCAUACAUUCCCAUGAUGAAUCAUCAUACGAUGCCGAAAUUUGGCUUUGGACCUUACAAAAAGACCGGAGCCGGAAGUUUUUAUCUUCCAAAGAUUUUAAGCAGCAACCCCAGUUGUGGGAGUAAAGUCUCCCUAGAGCUGUCACAUGGAAAAAACAAACAGCUUAUAUCACUGCCUUCAGAGAAGUUGGAUAGCAAUAAACGCUAUUAUGUGACAUUUACUGUUAAAGAGUCUGGCGGAAAGCAACAAAUUCACCACCAGUAUCAACAACAAAAAGAACAUUCCGCCCCCACCACCACCACCAACACCGCCCACAGUGGGGAAGCGGCGGCUGCUUCGGCUGUUGGGACUGGCAGCGAGAAAACUUGCGACCAGAAAAAAACCAAACAGGACAAGGAUGACAAAUAGACAUCCUUAACUACUUACAUACAGAUACACAGCAAGAUUUCUACAAAAGUAUAUUACCAUCAACCUGCUAACUGCCAGUUUCAUGAAAGAAUAAUAAAGCUGGCAUAAUAAGGAUAUCGAGUUUGUAGAAAAGUCAAACUCAUCCAAAACAACACUUCACAUAUACAUCUUUAUAUAGGAACAAGGACAGGGAUAGAAGGGACAUACACGGACUACCUACACACAUUCAUAAAGAAGGAAUAGGUUCAUUAUAAUAAAGCGAACACCUGCCAAGGAUACUGUGUCCAGUUGUACAUUUAAGUUACCUAUAGCGACUAAGGAUGCUGAUUUUCUCAUUAGAAUGGCAAACAGGCAAAAAAAAAACAGAGGCAAAGGGACGAACUUUUACCUUGAGGAGCGCAAGGAUAUCUGAAAUUAUAUUUAUUCAAUGUUUUUAUUGCCAUUUUCCGUGUUUUUCCUUUUCUUUUUGUUUUUAUUUAUUUUAAUUUUCAGUGUUAUCUGGCUGUGUAUUAUAAAUAUACAAAUGUAUGUAUUUCUCUACACAGUUUUCUCGCUUAUACAUUAUAUAAUAGUAAUAAUAGCAAUAAAUAAAUAUGGUUGUUCAAUAAAAUGUCUUCUAACGAAAGCAACUAAAAUAUAUAGAAAUAAUAAAAAACAAAAAGGAAUAAACUGGGUAACUAGCACCUUUAUUGAGGUUAUUCCAGGUGGAUGAAGAACACAUUAA
This is a messenger RNA of Episyrphus balteatus (marmalade hoverfly), 5927 nucleotides long. Its product is annotated as ankycorbin. Lineage: Eukaryota; Metazoa; Arthropoda; Insecta; Diptera; Syrphidae. Bases 1079 to 5203 code for a protein of 1374 amino acids. Gene Ontology annotation, biological process: protein localization to ciliary inversin compartment. The transcript is spliced from 9 exons. Gene Ontology annotation, molecular function: protein binding. Gene Ontology annotation, cellular component: ciliary inversin compartment. The record is from RefSeq and is a predicted model, not a curated record.